GUGUAUUUCAAAAGUAUAACGGUCGCUUUAGCAGCGAGUCGCAAGUGUGGAAAAAUUGUGUGCGGAAAACUUCUUGUGUUUUUCAUAUUUGAUUAAUAAAAAAUUGCGUUUUUGUUGUGAGCAAAUUUCUUGAAAAAACAUGUUUAACUGAAAGUGAAUUCACUCAUCCAAUAGUUCGAAAUUGAUAGUUUUUUUGAAAAUAUGUGGCGACCUGCGAUUUUUGGUAUUAUUUUAAUUUGUUUAGUGUUGUCGUCGAAUGUUCAAGGUUCUUGCCUGGAGUAUGGACAUUCAUGUUGGGGUGCACAUGGCAAACGCUCCAGCGGCUCAGCGGUUGUCGGCAGUAAAGCUCGGCUUGCAGAGAGGAAUUCACGCGGCGGUAAUCAAUUAAAUUUGCUGGAAGAUGAGAAUGCAAAUCGAUUUGUGGGAAACAAGUUCGACAUCAACGAGGCAACGACAUCGGCUGAAAUUUCACCACAUUUGGCCACAAGUGCCGAGGACAACUCGGCCGAUUCAAACUACUCGACAAAAGAGCGCAACAACUACUUGGGACAACGCCAAUUGAAAUUUCCACUACACAAGAGUAACAGUGAGAGCAGCAACACAGCACUAGAUCACAGUAAUCGAAAGAGUGAGACGGCUGAUUCGCGUGAAGAACGGCAACAUAUACUACAUUUGCAACAACAACAACGGAAGUAUCCACAGCAUAUUGAACGUUGGCAUAAACUACCGAUUUUCGGCUUACGACGACCCUACGUCAGCUCACCACUUGCAUUGACCGAUGUCGCACCGCUCGAGUUGCCCAAACGGAAUGUUGAAAAGGAUUUACUACAACAAAUUGGACAGUUGACAGGCGAAAGAUACGACGAUGUUGGCGCUUACUAUGACUUUCCAUAGAAGUGAGAGUGAAUGGUGGGAGAGGAGCGCUUUGGGUGGAGAAACAUGAAGUGAAUAAUUAAAAACUGCAGUAAGACACAAACGCACACACAGCAAAAAAUAAAAAAAAAAUAUUUUAAAUGAGUUCUUUUCAGUUUCAAAUUGAUUUGUUUAUUAUAAGAGGACUACAAAAUUUCACAAAAUAUUUAUAAUAAAAAAAUGUUUUUGAAUGAAUCUAUGUAAAAAAAAUUUAAAAAGCUCUAAAUGUAAACAUUUUAUUAUAAGAAAACUCUAUUUGUGUAUUUUAGGCGUUGCAGUAAGAUAAAAAAAAAAUAUUCAAAAAAAUAUUUGAAAAAAAAAAUUAACAAAAAUAAUUUUGUUGUAAUUAACUUUUAUGCAAUUCAUGACUACAUAAUGAUCAGGUUACAAAUUUAGAUAAAAUUUAAAUUAACUCGCUCUCCAACUACUUGUCAAAAUAUUGAUGCAAUGGGCUGGAUGCAUCAAUAUUAUUGAUGAGCACUAUAAAUUUUGUGUCAAAUCAUGAUGAAACUACUACAUACAUGUACACAUAAGUAUAAAUAUAUAUGAAUACAUUUUCAA
This is a messenger RNA of Zeugodacus cucurbitae (melon fly), 1473 nucleotides long. RefSeq names its product neuropeptide CCHamide-1 (gene CCHa1). Gene Ontology annotation, molecular function: neuropeptide hormone activity. The coding region runs from base 202 to 894 and encodes 230 amino acids. The record is from RefSeq and is a predicted model, not a curated record. Gene Ontology annotation, biological process: neuropeptide signaling pathway. Lineage: Eukaryota; Metazoa; Arthropoda; Insecta; Diptera; Tephritidae. The transcript is spliced from 4 exons.